Molecule: messenger RNA, 1659 nt
Organism: Fomitiporia mediterranea MF3/22
Lineage: Eukaryota; Fungi; Basidiomycota; Agaricomycetes; Hymenochaetales; Hymenochaetaceae
Exons: 2
Coding region: 1-1659 (552 amino acids)
Biological process (GO): cellular response to oxidative stress; protein N-linked glycosylation
Cellular component (GO): endoplasmic reticulum membrane
Source: RefSeq, a predicted model, not a curated record
AUGACGGCAAGACAGACAGUAACAGUACGCACACCCGACACGCAUAGCCCUCCCAAACGUACUUCGAGUUCACAGCAUUUCGAGCAGCAGCAGAGGCUUCCACGUUCAAGCUCUAGCUCAGGUUCUAUUUCCCCUCGUAACUGCACACGUCGAACAACAUCUUCAAAACCGUCACCAACAUCAACACCAAAACCAAAGCGCAGAAAACAAAAAUCCCUCGAACACCUCCCAAUACUCCAACCGGCGUUCAUACUGACACCUCUCAAUCCCGGAGCUAUGCCCAUGUCGCCUACCUCUUCUGCUGCUGCUGGCAACGUACCAGAGGACGACAGACCACGGCGCGCUGCGUCCUCUCCUCAACUCCUCCGAACGCGCGCGAGGAGCGACUCAGCGAGUUCGUCUGCCUCACUGACUGCUACGGAGGAUAACUACGCUCGAGCGCGUACUACCCACGCGUCAGCAUCGACUUCGCGGUUCCCAGCAGCACUACACCCAACGACGGCAUACCCUCCACUCUGGACCUUAGCCCAACCCCUCUCUUCCUCCUCUCGGAUGGGUUCCUCAAGCACAAGCUCCUCAAACAGCUCCGCAGAAGGCGAGGACGAAGAGGAGGAGGAGGAACACGGAGACGAAGACGGAACGGAAGACCUUAUCUUCUUUUCCCGCGCAGCGUCUUCCUCUUCAUCGGGUUUGCGGAAUCGAAAUAGGGAGAGAGGAGGGGGACAGCGGAAAGAGUCGGAGGUGCCGAGGGUGGUUACGACGGCGAGAGGACAGCCGUGUGCGGGAGAGACGGAGACUGAGGUGGAUGAAUUCGUGCGUUGUUCUUCCUUCAUUCGAUGUGUGUGUAUGUAUGCUGAUACUAACAAACAUUUUGACCCUACUUCCUCGUUCCGUGCUUCGUUCGUCGCUUCGUACUUCGUAAUUCGUGUGCAGCCUCAACGCCUUCCGACGUCACGAAACGUCACCUCGCGGCCCGUUGUCCCGCUUCUCAUCGACUUUCUCGUUCCUUUCUUGUUCCAAGUUACGCGUUUCCUGUCGGUUAUACCUGCAACGUUUGGCACGUUGUAUAAUCUUUAUCAUGUUGUCUACCCUCCUUCUCCACCUUCGAGUGGGGGAGUCGCUGUGGGACUGUCGGGUAUCGAUUUCGUCAUUUGUGCUUUAUGGGCAAUCCUAACAGGCACCCAAUGUCUCCUCCUCACAACAGGCCUCCUAGUGCGCUGGAAAGCCUACUACACAACACCCUCCACACUCAUCCGACUCGUCGCACUACAAUGUAUCUGCUGGCCCGCAACGCAUUUCACACUUGUGUUGUUUGAUCAUACGAAGAGACCUGUGGCGUGUUGGGCGUUAAUUGGGACGACGACGUGUUUGUCGAGGAGUGUACAGAUUUGGGUGACGAGUAACUUGUUUAUUACUGGACGCGCACCAGAUGGGCAUGGACAUCAUCAUCACGUUAAUGGUCACGCGAAUGGAAACGGGAUUGGGAUUAACGGAUACGGAAAGGUCCAGAGACUGAGAGAAGGGAGAGUAGGACCUCGGAGGUGGGACUGGGGAGAGAUGUUGACGAAGUGCGCUUUACCUGCUGGGGUUCUGUAUUUUGUGACUGCGUGGGGGUUGAUUUUCAAAGACGAGUUGCUGCGGAUGCAGAUGCGGGGAUGA